AUGGGCCCGCGGCUCCCGGCUCUUCUGAUCGUGGUCCUGGCCGGCCGCCUGCUUCCAGCCCGGGGCUGCGUCAUGUGCGAUCCCAACGUGCGAAAGAUGGUGGACCACUUAGAGACGACUUACCUGCCCGGUCACCUAGAAACCCAGUAUCAUGAAGACUUUUUGACCAGGGUCAAGCAGGCCUUGGAGGAUUUCAAGGACCUGCCGAUUGACGAGGAUGCCUAUAUGGGGGUCAUUGACCAGCCUACCCUGGAAAAGGUAUCCUGGAGUUUGAUCAAGGAUAUCAAACGCAUGACGGAAAGUGAUGUAAAAGGUGAACUCUUCGUGAAAGAGUUUUUAUGGAUGCUGAAGAUGGAGAAGGACAUCUUUGCUCGAGUUGUGGGUCGGUUUCAAAGACAAGCUUUCUGUCCCAACAAAUGUGGAACCAUGUUGCAGACCUUGAUUUGGUGCAGAACCUGCAAGAAGCAGGUUCACGCCUGUCACAAGUCCAUGGAUUGCGGGGAACGACACAUCAGCGUCCAUCUCUUGGAAGAUUUGGUCCUGAACUGCGAGCUGAACUGGCAUCAAGCCUCUGAGGGUCUGACCACAUACAGCUUCUACAGGGUUUGGGAGAACAACACUAAGACGUUGCUGUCCGAGGGGAAGGAGCCCACCCUUUCCAAGCCCAUGGUGGGGCCAGAAGAUGAAGGGAAAUACAGCUGCGUGCUAGGAUCCGUGCAAAACACCCCAGCCACGAUCCUGCACUAUAGAGUCAAAGUGUUGCCCAAAAGCCGCGAAGAUGAGAUUGUGCCAGCUGAUGCGGAUAAACGCAUUACCAGCCGCCCGCUCCCUGGCUCCAACUCUCACAUCAUGGACCACACGCCGACCGAGUCCCUGACUCCGGAACCGAAGAAGUUGCAAAAAUCCCUCAUCACCAUUCUGAUCUGGACCUCCCUGGUGCUGAUACUGGCCCUUGCGUUCAUAUUAUUUUGCUUUCGUUUCACGGAGGUGGCUGAGUGGCUCCACUUCGCAUUUGGGGCUGCCCCAAAGCAGAAGGUUCCAGAAGAAAAGGACCAGGACAACCUGGACGAAACAGUCGAGGACAGUGCCCAGGACAAGGCAGAGGUCAAGGACAAGACAGAGGUCAAGAACAAGGCAAAGGUCAAGGACAAGGCAGCGGUCAAGAACAAGUCAAAGAUCAUGGGCAAGGCAGAAGUUAAGGACAAAGCAGAGGUCCAAGACAUGCCAGAGGUCAAAGACAACGUGGAUGAUGUGGGCAAGGACAAGGACCAGGGCACGGAUGACAUCUCUACAACAAUUCAGGAGUAA
Messenger RNA from Suncus etruscus (white-toothed pygmy shrew), 1308 nucleotides. RefSeq names its product izumo sperm-oocyte fusion 1 (gene IZUMO1). The transcript is spliced from 9 exons. Gene Ontology annotation, molecular function: signaling receptor binding; protein binding involved in heterotypic cell-cell adhesion. Lineage: Eukaryota; Metazoa; Chordata; Mammalia; Eulipotyphla; Soricidae. The record is from RefSeq and is a predicted model, not a curated record. Gene Ontology annotation, cellular component: acrosomal membrane; plasma membrane. The coding region runs from base 1 to 1308 and encodes 435 amino acids. Gene Ontology annotation, biological process: heterotypic cell-cell adhesion; sperm-egg recognition; fusion of sperm to egg plasma membrane involved in single fertilization.